GCUGGAUCAAAGAGUAACGGGCAAAUGGAUCAUAUUAUGGAAGCAGAGAAUAACAGAUUAGUUGAUAAUUUAUCCAACAAGAUAUCAAUGCUGAAAGGGAUAGCAAUCGAUAUUGACAAAGAAUCAAAACAUCAAAACAGAUAUAUUGAUGGAAUGAGCGAUGACUUUGGAAGCACGUCAGGUCUGUUAAGUGGCAGUGCACAACGGCUUGCGCACAUGAUAGGCUCAGGGAAAUCAAACAGGACUUUAAUGUGCUAUAUUAUUACUGGACUGGUUGUUCUGUUCCUUAUACUCUAUUAUGGCCUGGGUAGAAUAGUUAGAUAA
This is a messenger RNA of Exaiptasia diaphana, 324 nucleotides long. Its product is annotated as BET1-like protein. NCBI's taxonomy places the organism in Eukaryota, Metazoa, Cnidaria, Anthozoa, Actiniaria, Aiptasiidae. The annotation marks the transcript as partial. The transcript is spliced from 3 exons. The record is from RefSeq and is a predicted model, not a curated record. Gene Ontology annotation, cellular component: Golgi trans cisterna; SNARE complex. Gene Ontology annotation, molecular function: SNAP receptor activity. Gene Ontology annotation, biological process: retrograde transport, endosome to Golgi; regulation of retrograde vesicle-mediated transport, Golgi to ER.